AUGGAUCAGAGUUUGAGAGAUGCUGCUCAGGAAGGAAGCAUUGAUGCCUUGCACUCAUUGGUACGGGGAGACCCAUAUACUUUGGACACAAUCGAUAAAAUUCCAUUUGUUGAGACUCCUUUACGUGUAGCUGCAUCUGCUGGACAUACUCAGUUUGCCAUGGAGAUCGUGAGGUUAAAGCCGUCACUUGCUUGGAAGCUUAAUCAAGAUAGCUUCUCCCCGAUGCACCUCGCUUUGCAAAAUAACCAAACCCAUGUGGUGUGCCGGCUACUUGAUGCUGAUAAAGACCUUGUUCGUGUCCAAGGAAAGGAGGGUGCAACUCCUUUGCAUCAUGUAGCUCAAACAGGAAACCUCUAUCUUUUGGGCGAAUUUCAAAAAGUCUGUCCCAUGUCUAUUAAAGAUGUAACAAUUCGAGGAGAGACUACUCUUCAUUUUGCCCUGAAUAACUGUUAA
This is a messenger RNA of Corylus avellana, 453 nucleotides long. The record is from RefSeq and is a predicted model, not a curated record. Lineage: Eukaryota; Viridiplantae; Streptophyta; Magnoliopsida; Fagales; Betulaceae.